Drosophila subobscura is the source of this 438-nucleotide messenger RNA. RefSeq lists its product as uncharacterized. Gene Ontology annotation, biological process: cristae formation. NCBI's taxonomy places the organism in Eukaryota, Metazoa, Arthropoda, Insecta, Diptera, Drosophilidae. The coding region runs from base 1 to 438 and encodes 145 amino acids. The transcript has a single exon. The record is from RefSeq and is a predicted model, not a curated record. Gene Ontology annotation, cellular component: mitochondrial crista junction; MICOS complex.
AUGGUUUAUGUGGUUCUUGCCAAACUGGGCGUGGUGGCUGGCGUGGCCUUUGCCACCAAGCAGCUGGGUGUUUGGGAGAGCUCGGAGCAUUCGGCUGUGCUCUUGGAGAAUGCCAGAGAUAAUCUUCGGCCCUACGCGAAGAGCCUGAAGCACAGGAUCUGCUGCUGGAAGAGCCCGGAGCAAUGCGAAGAGGAGUUCGAGCCGAAGCCAUGGCGGGACGCCUUCGUGGACUCCUGGAAUGAUGCCGUUAAGAAAGGCUUCCUCAUGCUGUAUCGUGUGCCUAGCCACGUUCAGCACUUUACGGAGGAUGUGGAGAAGGUCGUGACCAAUUUCGGCCAGGAAAAGGAACCCAAAAUGGAGCAAAAGCUGGAACAAAAUAUGCACCAGAAAGCUACAAGCUCCACAAAAUCGGAUAAGACUGCAGCUAAGGCUAAUUGA